UGCUCCAUCAGUGAGUGUGUUUUCCUGCCUCUGGCUUCACUCGCCCCGUGCUCCUGAUUAUUUUUAAGCUGUCGAGGCUGGCGGUGAAAUCCAGGUCAUCUCCGCCGGAUCACAGCCAGCGCGGCUCGGGCUUCUGCUCUCCGCGGACUCACAGUGCCAUUUCCUGAUUCCACUCUGCAGAGUGAGCUUGCGGUCUGAAGGAUGAGGUUGGGCGAAUUGAUUAGCACGCGGCUACGCUGAGAAGAGUUUAUCCACCCAGGACGAGCGACAGAAACUACACAUUCCCUCCCAGAAUCAGCUAUCAAACAUCUUCUCUGAAUCAAGUACCUGUCUGGAUCUUUCCUCGCUCGCUCACACAGCUAUGGCUGGCUGGCUUUGGCUGGGAGGAUAAUCGGUGCUCUGGUUCCUGCUGAAUAGAGCCCUAGUCUCACUAAAAUUUUUAGCCCCCCUCCACCUUUCUUAGUUUAUUUGCUCUUUUGUGAAGGGCAGCGGCCGGAGCCAUGGACUUAUGAGAUGAGAAUGGCAGCACGGUGGCUGUUUGGCCCCCAGGAGCCCUCAGGCAAACGGAGCCAAUAACCUGGGUGCACAAUCACACUCAUACGGGCCGAGCGGCUGGAGCAGUAUGCAGGAGGCUGACCUACCGGCCACCAAUGCUUUCACAGAGUGCAGAUUCCUGUGCACUAACGGCAGAUGUCUGAACCUGGGCUCGCAGGUCUGUGAUCAACUCAACCACUGUGGAGACAACAGUGAUGAGGAGCACUGUCCCCUCUCCACCCAGCAUCCUGCAUCUGCCAUCUUCAGCUCUGAACUGGAGUUUGUGCAGAUCGUGAUCAUAAUCGUCGUGAUGACUGUGAUGGUCGUGGUGGUCGUGUGCCUGCUCAACCAUUACAAACUCACCACAUGGUCGUUCCUGAGCCGCGCUAGUCAGGCACAGAGUCAGGACCUCUCUCUUCAGCCGGAGGGUUCUCUGUGGCCAUCAGAUAAUGGGCUGAGACAUGGAGCAUCUGAGGUGGUGUAUGCUCCUCAGCCAAGGGACCGCUUCACCGCACCCACUUUCAUGCAGCAAAACCGCUUCAGACGUUUCCAGCCUACAUACCCAUACCUGCAGCAUGAGAUCGAUCUGCCACCCACCAUCUCGCUGUCGGACGGAGAGGAGCCACCACCGUACCAGGGUCCCUGCACACUGCAGCUUAGAGACCCCGAACAGCAGCUCGAGCUUAACCGAGAGUCGGUACGCGCCCCGCCGAACCGGACCAUCUUUGACAGCGACCUCAUUGACAUGCACAGUUCAGGAGGUGGUGGUGGGCCGCGGCCUCCCAGUAGCAACUCUGGGAUCAGCGCGGCCAGCUCCAGUACCCAUGGACACAUGGAGGGCCCUCCGCCCGCUUACAGUCAAGUAUUUGGGCAGCAGUCGGGCGUCGUACUUUACCUCCACCAGCACAGCAAUAACCCGCCCAUCCCCGUCACUGUGCAGACUCCUCCCAGGGGCCGGACGGAUUUAAACGGCACAGAGAGCACAAUAGCACUGAGCAAUGGCCAACAAAGGGAGGAGCUAGUGUGAGGGGGUGGAGCUAGCACACGUUUAGGCAAUUGCGAUCACUUUCCACCCAUAAAGGGAACAGGUUCUCCCUCUUGACACUCCCGUGCACAACAGAGCUUGAUGUUUUCGCGAAGAAAGUAAAACCAGGUGUUGUUUUGUUUUUAAAUAACCAUAUGGAGCUGAGCUUACGAAAGAAAACAUUGCAUUUGUUUUCUAAGACCAGCUGCAUUAAAACUGGGGUUUAUGCACUGCCUGGAGUCUCCCACCUUUAUUGCUCUGUAUUACUUCUGUAUAGCCGACAAAUUUAGAGAAAUUUAUUCGCGCACAAGACAGGCUUUUUGAUGUUGUUGUUCUUGUUGGUUUUAUUGUAUUCCUCUUGAAUGCCCCCCUCCUGCCCAACCCACACGAGAUAUACUAGCUGUGUGGAUUUUGUUUUUCUUUUAUUAUUUAAAGACCGAGAUCUGUGCAGCAUGAACAAAACAAAUGCGAAAAAGGGUUCAAAUCCAAAUCCUAGUGCCAAGGUUUUUGCAGAAGGUGUCAUGGGGCGUUGACUGUCUUAAAGACUUGUUAUACAUUUAAAUCAAAACCCUUUUCUGAACUUUGCACUAUUGUUGAUGUUAAUCAGAGAAAUCUGGGAAUGGGGUAGUGGGGAGGAGGGGUGAUAUAUGUGUUUACUGUUUGUACUGUCGUUUUCGUGUAGCUCCGAUCAUAUGCUUCAGUGCGAGCUUUCUACCGGAGGGAUGCGAUCUUGUCUGUCUUCAGCACAAGAAAAAUCUCGGAUCCAGCCUAAAAUAACCUUGAUCUAAAAGAGGCACAGAAUACAGAGAGUCUGCUCUACUCUCAUCUAUCCUCACCACUGACACUUUCGGCCGCUUUCACAGACUCCAGCUGAUCUGAGGUCAGUUGGCUGCUGGCACGUUGGACAUUUUGCCUAAAAUAUCCUCGCUUCAUUAAGAGAUCUGAACAGGUUUGACAUGUUAUGAGGUGUGCUUUUACCAAGAAGUUUUCCAACCUUAUUCUCAUCAUUUGCUUUUUUUUUUUUUUUAUAUAUAUUCUAUAUUGAUUUUUAAAUGUGUAUAUAAAGGGAGAAAACAAUAAGACAUAAAUAAUGUUAUUUUCUUAAAGGCAUUAGCAAGAAACUAUUAUAUUAUCUUAAAUAAGAUUACAUUAUAUACUUUUAUUAUGGGUUUUAACUGAUUUUUUUUCCUCAUUGGAGUCGGUCAAAAGAAAAAUUAUGAUUUUAAGUUUACCAUUUCAUGCCUUUUUGCACUUUUGUUUUUGAGUCAAAACUGAUCACCCAAAUGAUCCUUUAAAAUAAUCCAGAACUGUAUUUUUUUUUUUUUUUUUUUUUUUUACAUAACCCAUCAGUCACUAAUUGUUCAGUUUCCACCUCCACCUUACAGCUGAUACCAGAACAUAGACAUUCAUUGGCUAAAUCUUCUAAUCAAAAUGCCAGUGUGUUCAAAGGAUUUUAAAACCCUUGUUUUGCAUGUUGUAUAAUCUAGUCCCCGACAAGAAUUAAUCAGGUUUAAAAUGUGGUGAAGUCAAGGGCUAAUGUGAUGGGCAUUUUUUGAAAAUACCUAUUUUUACCCAGCAAUCUUCUGUCCUGUUGCCUUUGCUUUCAUUCUGACACCGGCCAGAGUGAACCUGACCCUGACACCAGCUCAUGCCCAGCACGCACCAGUCCUGAAAACUGAACACUCUUCCGGUCCAUGUGUUCCUCUUAUUUGCCACGUAGACAUACAAUCAGAAAAUCUUAGAUCCGUACACUUCAGAGCGGCUCUCUGCAUUCAGUUUAAGCUUGGGUGUAGUUGAUCACAAUCGUUGAGGCUAGAUAUAGGAUGUUGCUCUUGAAUCUGGUCCGGAGGUAGAGAGCUAAUUUAGAAAAAGCCCAAAGACUCUUACCAGUUAGUGCACACACAUCCCUUUAAUAAGGAGACUGAAGACUGAGCCCGUUUUUAGUCGCCACUGAAUCCGUCAAUGACAGAUGGACAUGUGAAAGGGCCAUGAUGAUUUAAUUUUUUUUUAAUGCUUUUAAGUUUAGAUUUGUUCAAUGGGGAUUAUGGUCAAAAAAAGUUUUCAAAAGCAACACACUCACCUUUAUAAGCUACUCUAUUUGUACUCUGAAUGUUAGAGUCAGCCAAUCAAAAUGUGUUUGAAUGCUUUUAUUUCAUGUCUGUGUUAGUUUUCACUACUUUUUUUUUUUUUAAUGGACUGGAAUGAUGCCACCUAGACAUAUGUGCUCUAUACCAGACUAAACAAAUACUCUCCUCUUCUAUAUUUAGAAUAGUAGAACCAAAACAACUGGACUUAAUUUGGAAUUUAAAUUCUAGCUGUUUCAACCUCUGGCAAAAAUGUUGUAAUAACCACACUUAGAAGACAUUUCCACAGAUCUUUUUUUUUUUUUUUUUAAUGUAUUUAUUUUUACUUUAUGGCAAAUAAACGAAUAGCUGAA
Carassius gibelio (silver crucian carp) is the source of this 3995-nucleotide messenger RNA. RefSeq names its product low-density lipoprotein receptor class A domain-containing protein 4. Gene Ontology annotation, biological process: negative regulation of transforming growth factor beta receptor signaling pathway. Gene Ontology annotation, molecular function: R-SMAD binding. Bases 623 to 1561 code for a protein of 312 amino acids. NCBI's taxonomy places the organism in Eukaryota, Metazoa, Chordata, Actinopteri, Cypriniformes, Cyprinidae. The transcript is spliced from 6 exons. The record is from RefSeq and is a predicted model, not a curated record. Gene Ontology annotation, cellular component: early endosome membrane; Golgi membrane.